Xenia sp. Carnegie-2017 is the source of this 735-nucleotide messenger RNA. RefSeq lists its product as uncharacterized. The record is from RefSeq and is a predicted model, not a curated record. Lineage: Eukaryota; Metazoa; Cnidaria; Anthozoa; Malacalcyonacea; Xeniidae. The transcript has 3 exons. Bases 1 to 402 code for a protein of 133 amino acids.
AUGGAAAAGGCUGGAUCGAUGAUUUGGAACAGCAUCCGCUUAUCCGCUUACUUAAGCAAUUUUCUCACAAACUGGAAGCCAAAGAAACAGGAAGAUGGUACAUAUGAGCUGAGCAUACCCAUGGAAGGCAAGCCAAUGUAUGGAAUAGACGUAAACGAUUGUGGAGAAUGUGUCGCAAGCGUAUUCAACCACCCAGAAACCUACGGCAAGAAAAUUAUUGGAAUUACUACGGACUACCUCACCGUCCAGCAAUAUUGUGAUGCCUAUAGCAAAGUAUUCGCACCUCGUGUUUUUAAGGAUGCAAAAGCAAAGACCGACAAGAUCAGGACUAUGGAUUUCCUGGUGCAGAGGAAAUGGCAGCCAUGUUUAAGCUGUAUCAGAAAGGAAUCGAGCGUGAUAUAAAACUCACGAAAACUUUGAAUCCCAAGGCAAAAACGUGGGAGAAAUUUGUAGUUGAACAUAAAGCAAACCUGGAAACAUUAUUAUAAGAAUUUUACUGAAAAUUAAAAUUUGAAAGUGUACGGCUCAUUUCAUUUUGAAUAGAUUUUUUUAAUGCAUUUUGUGUGAAACGUUGUUUAAGUAGAGCAGUUUGAGCAUAGACCAUUUCAUUAGAAGAUUAUAGACAUAGUCAUUACUCAUCGUAACUCAGGGGGAACUCGUACUGCGAAACAAUAGCAAAGUUUAAUGUUUUUAUUGAAACAACGACACAUUACCAACUAGAUAAUCACCGCUUGA